Gadus chalcogrammus (walleye pollock) is the source of this 3106-nucleotide messenger RNA. It is a transcript of the gene bin2a, whose product is annotated as bridging integrator 2a. The transcript is spliced from 12 exons. The record is from RefSeq and is a predicted model, not a curated record. Gene Ontology annotation, biological process: podosome assembly; plasma membrane tubulation; phagocytosis, engulfment. Gene Ontology annotation, cellular component: cytoplasm; plasma membrane; podosome. Lineage: Eukaryota; Metazoa; Chordata; Actinopteri; Gadiformes; Gadidae. Bases 1097 to 2536 code for a protein of 479 amino acids. Gene Ontology annotation, molecular function: phospholipid binding; protein binding.
GACAAUAAGAACAAGACAGUUUUCACAGGCUCUGAAGGUUGGGAACAUGUGUCCUUUACUAUGAACUAGUGUGCACGGCUCAUCCUGUCAAUUGUCAGUUGUGUGAAGGUGUGUUCUUAAUAAAUCUUUUACUAAAGGAAAUUGGUUCCAAAGUUCAAGGGAAACUAUCCAAGAGUACGGACCAGUUGAGACUCAGAGGAGGACACGCAACCCACUCUCCAAGGUGAUCAAUUUCUCUUCCUCUCUUUCUCUUCUAUUAAAAUUAGAUCAGCUUUAUAUAGUUUAUAGUUUUUUAAUAACAGUAGAAUAUAUUGAUGUGCGGACAAAUUAGUCAAUAUUAGAUCAAUUUACUUGGAGUGUAUGGACAUGUUAGUUUUCUGUUUCAAAUUUUAAUUCUGACAAAAAAGUGAUCAUACAAGUAAUCAUUGAUAUACUUUGAUGUAAUUCAUUCCAUAAUGCUGCAUUGUAAUAAUCUCAAUAAUUUUUGUUCAACAUGGAAAUGCGUGAUGUGAAUUCCCAAUAGUAGGUCUAUAGAGGUAUUGACUGCAUUACCAUCGGACCGGAUAGGAGCUAUAGAGGCCAGUGGCCACUCUUCCAAACUGAUUAACUGUGUCUUUAAAUGUAGGCGGGGCAUCGGAGCUGUUUUACAACUCGGAUGUUUACAUAAUCCUCAUUUUAUAACAUUGACAUACCAAUUCGUAAUUUAAAAUUGUAUAACAUUGGGGAUUUAUAUAUUGUCGUUGUUUGCAUUUUUUUUUCAAAUAAGUGUGAUUAAUGGGUUAGAAUAAAAACUACAACAAAGCACCAACUCGUGGUAACGAAUAUGUAAACUGCAACAAAACCCAGCGAGAAUUUACCUGCCAGGUCAUAGAACUUCUCCGUUUUAAAGGCUGCCGCCACAGCCCAUCCAGCCCACUGGAUGCCCAAAUCGGCAACCGCACAUUUGACAAUCGUGCUCCCCAUAAUCAGGUCCAGCAGUCCUUGGAGUAUCACAUGAAUAUGAGAUAUUCUCAUGAGACCAACCCUCCUCUGUCCCAAGAUAUGAACGGACUAAAGGAGUAAAUUCAAGGUCAAAACAUAUAAAUAAAAUAAAACCAUGGCAGAGAGUAAUAGUCCAAAGGGCGGUCCUACUGUCUUCAGUAAGAAAGUCCAAAGGUCACUGAGCAGAAGCAAAGAGAAGGUAUUACAAAGGUUCGGCAAGACAGUGGAGUCAAGAGACGAUGUCUUUGACAGUUGGCUCGAAAGAGUUCAUGAACAGCAGUCUUAUGGCACCCGGAUUCACAAAGAUCUGAAGCUUUACUUGGCAGCAGUCAGAGACAUGCGCAGCGCUUCAAGACGCCUGACCCAGUCUCUGUACGAUGUUUACGAGAAAGACUGGGCGGGAGAUGAGGAUUUGGGGGCAAUCGUGGAGGGUGAGGACCUUCUGUGGAACGAUUACGAGGUGAAGGUGUCUGAUCAGGCUCUGCGCACCAUGGAGUCAUACAUGGGCCAGUUCCCCGAUGUCCGGGACAGGAUUUCCAAAAGGGGGAGAAAGCUAGUUGAUUACGACCACUCCCUGCAUCAGCUGGAGUCCCUUCAGACCGCCAAGAAAAGGGAUGAUGAGAAAAUAGCAAAGGCAGAAGAAGACCUGAACGAGGCCAAGCAUGUCUAUGAGGCCAUCAACACCGAACUGAAGGAAGACCUCCCUUCUUUACAUGAGAGCCGCAUCGGAUGCUAUGUGUCCGUCUUCUCUGCCAUUUCCUCUUUGCGCGACACCUUCUACAAGGAGAUGAGCACGCUGAACAGCGACUUACAGAAUGUGAUAAAGGAUCUUCAAGAGCAGCAUCCAAACCAGGUGUUUGCUGUGAAGGGCUUACAGCGGUAUGGCUCUCUGAAGAGACGGUCGCUGAUGUCCCCCAGGCUAUGGAAGACCAGCUUCUCUGAAUUCCACCAGACCUACAGCCCCAAAAUGGGCCCCCAAAGGUUCAGCUUCAAGUCCCCUGACAAGCCUCGCCAAGGCGGUACCCUGACCAGGGAGAGCAGCCUGCGUGGCGGGGCGCCCCCCGCGCGGUCUCGGCCCUCGGAGACGCACUCCCUGGUGCUGGGAGACGAGGACGGCCGGUCCCUCCGCAGCGACGCGGGCGGCUCCCUUGCGGAUGCCGUGCAGUCCGGGGGUCGUACCGGGGAGACGGGGGGCGACAUGGAGGAGCGGAAGGCGGAAGAAGAUCAAAACGGUGGCGGGGAGGAAGACAAGUCUGUGAAGGAAGACGAGGCAGAGGCAGAUCCCGCAUCACAGGCCCAUCAGGAAGAUAAAGGCGGGGAGGGGGAUACCGCGGCGCGGAGUGAGAGCAGCUCAGAACUGAACCACUCCUUUGACUCAGAGAGCUUGGAUCUGCAACUGUCUGCUGAGGCCAACGGCACACUGUACAUUGAAGAGAAAGAAGACCCACCAGCCAACGGACUAGCUGUCGACUCUCUGGGCUCCAAGGAGGUUCCUCAGAAGGAUGUUCCUCUAGGAAGCCAGCUACUACAGGACUCAAAAAACACAGUGGUGUAACACAACAAACUGGAAGGUUUGUGGGUUUUAAGCCAAGAAUCUGUAUGGCCUUCUUGUUCUUGUUGUUCUAUUUUUUUCUUUGAAAAUUUGAUGAGAAAAUUAUAAUAUUUUGUUUUCUAAAAAUGUCCAAACUAUUAAUGAGUGUUAAGCAUUGUAUAAUUUAUUUGAAAACAAAUCUGCAUAUUUACUACAAUUAUGAACAAUGCCCCUUCUGGCGAAUAGCAUAUACGCAUAAUGACUAAAUGUUGACAAUAACCUUAAUUACCCUUUCGAAAAUAUAAUUGAAGUGUGUUUUGACUCAAGUUAUUGUGAAGGUGUUUUGACAAUAAGUCUGGUCUCUGACUUUAAAUGAUUUAGUAAAUUGUCUGUUUAGUCUGUUAAACUUUUUCAGCCAACCGUAUUAAUUUAAAAUAACUAUGUUUGUUAAUGAUACACUUAAAAUCCCCUUCUGAUAGAACAUUGUACAUUGUAUAAAUCCCUAGGCCUAAUCAUUUUCAGUAGUUCAUAGAAAUGUGUUCAACUAACAAUGUUAAUGACCCAAGAACCAGAACAAUAAAACGAAGUCAUUCU